GCGGUGGGACAAGACCACGGCUUCCCACACAACUCGGACGUCUGUACAGUCCACACACUCUCACCCACGGAAUUCUCCAGCACCCUACUCCGCUUUGCUACUCCAGUCACCGCACCCCUACCUCUCGCUUGCCACUCCUCCGUCGUGCACAUGUCCGGAACACGUCCUGGUGCCAAUCCCGGCGCCAAGCCCGGUGCUAAGCCCGGCGCCAAGCCUGGAGCCAAGCCAGGCGCCAAGCCCGGUGCUAAGCCUGGCCGAUCGAGCGCUGGAAGUUCUGCAUCGUCGUCGCGCAAAGUCUCGAUGGGCUCCGAGGCGGUCACCGCGCUGACGGCGAACAUGUCGCGGUUCCAGGACAUUGUGGGCAAGGCGAUGCAGGUCAUGCAUCCGAUGUCGGGCGAGUGGUCGCUGCUCAAGGUGACAGGCUCGGUGCCGUCGGGCCGGUACAACGCUGCGGUGAAUGUUAUUGGCUCGAACAUGUACGUGUUUGGUGGCACCAAGGGCGGUGGGCGGCGUCUCCACUUUAACGAUGUGUACGUGCUCAACCUCGAGACCGGAGAGUGGACGAUGCCGCGCGUUUCGGGCACUCCGCCGUCACCGCGGCAGCAGGUGGCGUCUGCCGUGGUCGGCUCGCAGAUCUUCUACUUUGGCGGCAUCGACAGCCGAAAGGUGGCGCGGUUCGACGACCUGUACAUUCUCGACACCGAGACGAUGUCGUGGAUUGCGCCCGAGACUUCUGGCGACAGUCCAACGGCGCGGUCGGGCGCGUCGGCGGCGUUCUUCAACGGAGUGUUCAUGGUCAUCUUUGGGACCAACAGCGAGGGCAUGGCGGUCAACGAUGCGUACGUGCUCGAUGUUGACACCUUUGCCUGGUCGGAGCACACCCACGCCGGCUUUGAUCCGUUUGCGGAGGAGGAGGAGCGGCUUAUUGAUGCUGGCGCCUCGCUGGCUGACAUUGUCACGGCCCGGGCCCUCAAUGCCAAUCCCAUCCCGCCGGCCCGCACAGAGGCCGCGGUCGAGGUUGUCGGCGAUGCACUGUACGUAUUUGGCGGCUUCUCGGCGCGUGGCCAACACCUCCACGACAUGCGCUACUUGCGCAACGAGACAUGGAAGCAACCGUUCUUCUACGGCCCGCACACCCGCGGCGUUCGCAACCAUACCAUCUCAUGCCUCUCCGACUGUCUCCUCUACGUCUUUGGCGGCGAGAACCUCGGCGCCUCUUUCUGCACCAACAGCAACCUGGUGGUCUUCAACACCGAGACCCAUACCCGCUGGCAGAUGACCGCAUCUGGCGACGUGCCGGCCUCUCGCACCGGCCACGGCUCGGUCGCCUUUGGCAACUCGUUGUACAUCUUUGGCGGCUACACGAACAAGGCCUGUGCUGACGUCUACGUCUUUACCCCGACAGCUCCUGAUGCCGGUGCAUCAUCAUCGUCGUAAACCGCAUUGCAAUCACAAGUUGCACACGCUUGCAAGCCGUCGCUCCCGUCUUACUACCGGCUUCUCGGACAUGAGCCCGAGCCCGAGCCC
Thecamonas trahens ATCC 50062 is the source of this 1527-nucleotide messenger RNA. RefSeq names its product kelch repeat-containing protein. The record is from RefSeq and is a predicted model, not a curated record. Gene Ontology annotation, molecular function: protein binding. Lineage: Eukaryota; Apusomonadida; Apusomonadidae. The transcript is spliced from 4 exons. Bases 151 to 1437 code for a protein of 428 amino acids.